AUGAAUGACUCUCCAGGUGGCCUCCUGCAGCUCAUAGCCUUCAACAAUCUUUCUGACGAGGGCCGCGCAAUCUUCCUCCCGGCCACAGGUCGUAACUUCAGUGAUGUUGAGAGGUUUGCUGUUCUCCAGACCAGGACUUCUUUGCAUAGCUCCUUACUUUUACCGUCGGUCCACAGCACGGAAGGGCCCUGGGCCAAUCCAGAGCCUGAGACGCUGUUGCUCUUUUGGAGGCUUCUUGCUGGGCAUUGUGACGAACUGGUUCCUCCCUCAGAGGCUACAGGUGAAGUCGCAGAGCGCUCUGCGACUCUGAGAUUGUCCAGGCUGGCCAUCCUCCUGGUCUUCAAGCCUUGCUUCCCAACACCCAUCCGGAUCUGUGGCUGGCACAUCUGCAACAUCCAGGGUCUCUUCCUGAAGCGACAGCCUGAGGUCUGCGUGCUCUAUGCCAAGAUGUUGAAGGAGAACUUCCUCUCCUUCAACAAGAUCAUCGGCUAUCUGCAGACGCUCCCCGAGCUUUGGGAGAAGCUGAAGGCAGCGUAUGUGGCACACUCCACGGCCGUGCUUCGGGAGACCCUAGGCUCAGCCACCUGGUUCGCGCAGUGGACCAUCGGCAAAGAGGGGUACAGGGACUUGGAAGAGGACCUCAAGGCCCGGACCUUCACGGGAUUAGUAGCCAUGGUCGACGGCCUCUACCGCGCGCAUCGUCUUCACAAGGCCCCAGUUCCGGGAAGAUCCUCGGCCGACUGUUGCAAAGGAGAGAAUGACUUAUAA
Symbiodinium sp. CCMP2592 is the source of this 768-nucleotide messenger RNA. The record is from the annotation of a GenBank genome assembly. Lineage: Eukaryota; Dinophyceae; Suessiales; Symbiodiniaceae.